This is a messenger RNA of Dovyalis caffra, 342 nucleotides long. NCBI's taxonomy places the organism in Eukaryota, Viridiplantae, Streptophyta, Magnoliopsida, Malpighiales, Salicaceae. The record is from the annotation of a GenBank genome assembly.
AUGGGCUUUGAUGAGUACAUGAAUUUGGUUUUGGAUGAUGCUGAGGAAGUCAAUGUCAAGAAAAAGAGCAGAAAGUCUUUAGGAAGGAUUCUUCUUAAAGGAGACAACAUUACUCUGAUGAUGAACACCAUUGUGAAAAAUGAUCUUUACGCCGCAUUCUUAGAAAACCCCUUGCUAGCAAUCCGGAGUCACAGCACUGAUAAGUGGACAAUGGAGGUAGAAAGGGACAGCUAUUCACUAGCCCGGCCAAGCGGGAUCCAUGGUACUGGUCCUGGUGCAAUUGUGUUUCUUGAUGACAUCAUAUGGAUCAUGUGUCUGCUAAUAGGGAAGCAAGUGCUCUGA